Molecule: messenger RNA, 255 nt
Organism: Theileria equi strain WA
Lineage: Eukaryota; Apicomplexa; Aconoidasida; Piroplasmida; Theileriidae
Exons: 1
Coding region: 1-255 (84 amino acids)
Source: RefSeq, a predicted model, not a curated record
AUGUUGUUUAUGCCUGCGGAAUGGUUCUUUAAGCUAUCCAUAGCAAAGGAUAGGGUUAGGUUCUUGCGCCUCUACAGUGGAGCCUCGUUUUUCCUAGGAUUAGGACUAACCUACGUGGCCCACAAACCAAAGUAUGAACCAUGCUCUACAAAGCCGUCAUUCUUUUACAAACUACACCUCAAGAGGCUCUUGAAACAAGACAAAAUCACACUCGAUCAGUAUGAAAGAUACCUAGACUUUAGACGUCUCUCGUAA